Molecule: messenger RNA, 428 nt
Organism: Eurytemora carolleeae
Lineage: Eukaryota; Metazoa; Arthropoda; Copepoda; Calanoida; Temoridae
Exons: 5
Coding region: 42-428 (128 amino acids)
Cellular component (GO): endoplasmic reticulum
Molecular function (GO): procollagen-proline 4-dioxygenase activity
Source: RefSeq, a predicted model, not a curated record
AAGUUAGUCCCAAGUGCAACUGUGAAUAAUAAAGUUAAAUAAUGAAGUUGAAAAUUAUUCUUUUGCAUUUUCUAUGCACAGUAUUUACAGCAGCUUGGGAUGAGAAGGUGCUGCAUGAGAUGGAGCUGGUGAAGACCCUGAAGGAGUUCUCCAACCAGCUCCAGAACUCCUUGGAUAAUAUUCACAAGUAUACUCAUGAGGUUAAUAAGAUCUACGCGGCAGAGUGCCCCGAAGCCAACUGUUCCCAAGAUUUCAUGGUGGAUAAAAUAGUAGGCAAUCCCAUUUAUAACUACCAGGUUCUGAAACGUAUUCUAGUUUCCUACAAGAAGAUUGAAGAAUCAAUUAACAAGAUUGAUACUAAAGGGAGUUUAACACAUUGCUGUCGGCGCCUUUGGAGGGCAGAUGUAGAAAUUAACAACAGUUUUUAA